GUUUCAUAGCGGAGGACCUUUUUGUCCUUGAAUGGCUCGGUGUAUAAUUAUUCAAAAGUAUGAAGAUACUUUCACCAUUUGAGCAAACUACGAGGAAAGCCGACGUAAAAUUUGCCUGCUUCUUCACUUCGUCACUUAAUACUACAGUGUACAGUUUGGUGUCAAUUGAGAAUUCGGCUGUUCCGUAUUUCCCUCCAAAGUUGAGCAUUGCCAUUGGAAUCCUCUAUCCCAAACCCUAGUAAAACUAUCCCAAUUCCCAUUCCAUCGAAGGAGGGAGGGGAAAAAAUGGGGAGUAAUACACUUGUUCCGAUUCCGGCAGAUUCUUACACUCUGGGCUUCAUCGGAGCCGGAAAAAUGGCCGAGAGCAUAGCCCGUGGUGUUGUCAAAUCCGGCGUCUUACCUGCUUCCAGGAUAAGGACAGCUCAUCACCGCCCCGAACGCCGCUCUGCUUUCGAAUCAUUCGGCGUCACUGUUCUCGACCACAAUCAUCAGGUUGUUGAAGCUAGUGACGUGGUUAUACUUUCUGUCAAACCUCAAGUAGUUAAGGAUGUGGCUCUGGAGAUAAAACCACUUCUCUCUGAGAAGAAGCUUUUGGUUUCAGUUGUUGCUGGUGUCAAAUUGAAAGAUCUUCAGGAAUGGUCUGGUCAUACUCGAUUUAUCAGAGUAAUGCCUAACACCCCAGCAGCUGUUGGGGAGGCUGCAUCUGUUAUGAGUUUGGUUGCUGCUGCCGCAAAGGAUGAUGGAGAAUUAGUAUCCAAGUUGUUUGGAGCGAUUGGUAAGGUGUGGCAAUGUGACGAAAAACAUUUUGAUGCUGUAACUGGUGUCAGUGGUAGUGGACCAGCAUAUAUCUACUUAGCAAUAGAAGCAUUAGCUGAUGGAGGAGUUGCAGCAGGUUUACCCCGAGAACUUGCAUUGGGUCUAGCUUCUCAAACUGUAUUGGGUGCGGCAUCAAUGGUGAUCAAUUCAGGCAAGCACCCUGGUCAGCUCAAAGACGAUGUUGCGUCACCCGGUGGGACAACCAUUGCUGGAAUUCAUGAGCUGGAAAAGGCUGGAUUCCGGGGGAUAUUGAUGAAUGCUGUUGUUGCUGCUGCAAAACGUGGUCGAGAAUUAUCACCAAGCUAAUUGGUAUCACCCACAACUAUCAAUUUGCCAAAGCCAGGCUGCAGACGGUUCAAUUGUAGUUUAUAGGGUGAAGUUUUUGGAUUUUAGCAUUGCAUUUGAUAGUUACACUUCUAUUUCGAUUGUGAGAUACGAAUCAGUACAUUUCCAGUUUACCCUAUUGCCUUUGGAAUAUUACUAAUAUUUCCUCCUACAAACUAGCAUUUACCAGUAAUCUUUACAAGAACACUCGCCUCCUUUAAAAUGAUGGAAUCGAGUUCUAUCUCUAACCACUAUUUCUCGAUCGUAAACCUUCGAGAUCAGCUUACUAACAUGGUGACAGUCUUUACAGACGCGUAAGUUCUUGGUGAUACGAAGAGUUUCUCCUGGUUUAGUUUUCAACAAACCAUACGCAAUUGCCAGUUUUUCACUGUGGUAGAAAACUGGAUUCUCUGUUUCUUCCUCACUGAUAUCUUGCGCUACUCGUCCAUCGACGACUGGGACAUAUCCUGCAGAUUUUCUUAUACAAUCCAACAUUUCAUUGACCUUGUUGUAUAUCUCUUUGGCUUCAUGAUGAGUUCUUCCACCUGCAAUAAACUCAUUCACAGCACCUCCCAAUUCGAUGACCGAGAGGCCUGGAGCCUUUUUCACUCCCCUGUCAUUCAUCAGCUUUCUUACAUAAGCAACAUCUUCCCAUUUCCCGGCAUUGGCAUAUAGGUUUGCCAGCAAGACAUAACGCCCGCUGUUGUAAGGCUCUAAUUCGAUUAAUUCCUUCCCAAUCUCCUCUCCUAGCUCAACAUUCCCGUGGACUUUACAGGCACCGAGAAGAGCUCCCAACACACCGACAUCAGCCCUCAUUGGCAUCUCAUUAAUAAUUUUUCUAGCUUCCUCCAGCAAUCCAGCUCUUCCAAGCAGAUCAACCAUGCAUCCAUAAUGUUCCAUUCCUGGUUCAAGACCAUAAACUUCUCUCAUGUAUUGGAAAUAAUGCCUGCCUUCAUCAAUUAACCCCGAAUGCGCACAAGCGCUUAAUAAGUUGACGAACGUUAUGUAGUCAGGAGUUACAUCUUCCUCCUCCAUCUUCUUCAAAAGCUCAAUGGCAGCCUCCCCUUUACCAUUAACAGCAAGUCCUCCAAUCAUGCAAUUCCAAGACGAAAUCCCUCUACGUUCCAGUCCCUGAAACACUGCAAAAGCCUCAUCCAGACGUCCACAUUUGCAGUACAUAUCCAUAACUGUAGUCCCUAAUUUGGAGUCCACUUCCAUCCCACUUUCCUUAAUGUAAUUAUGAAUCCAUUUCCCUUGCUGUAAAGCUCCCAGUCCAGCACAAGCAGAUAACAUACUAGCAGCCACAAACUUGUCCAUCUUCACAUUUUCCAUUCUCAAUCUCUCAAACAAAGCAAAUGCCUCGCAAAAUCGAUUGCUAUGAACAUAAGCCGUGAUCAUCGCGUUCCAAGAAACGGACGAGUCUUUCCUUCUAUCAGUUGGCAUUGACUCGAAAACUUCAUAAGCCUGAUCCACAUAGCCACAUUGUGCAUAUCCACUGAUCAACGAGGUCCACGAAACAUCGUCUUUAUGAUCCAAAUAGUCGAACACCUUCCGAGCAUCCUCCAAACAAUCAAGAUUCACAUACAUGUGAAUCAAAUUAUUCUGCGAAUAACUGUGUGAGGAAAACCCGUGUUUAAUAACAUGGGCAUGGACUUGGUUGCCUUCAGAAACAGCAUUGCACAAACAGCAAGCUCUAAUUACAAGAGGGAAAGUGAAGUUAUUGGGUGUUACUGAAUUCUCCAACAUUUGGGUGUACAAAAGAAAUGCCUUUUCAGGUAAGUUUGAUUGCAAAAAGCCUCUAAUAAUGGUGUUGUAGAUAAAUGCAUCUGGGCUAGGCAAAGUAUGAAGAACUUUGAGGGAAUAGUUUAAGUCCUUAAUUGUUUCGGAAAUGGCACAAAAUUUGAUGACACGGCCCAUGGCGUCAUUGUUUGAGGAGAGGCCGAGCUUGAUUGAUUGAGCAUGGUGUUGCUUGAGUUGAGCCAUGCUUGAACAUGAAUCAAGUUGGAAUUGGGUGGUUUUGUUGCAGAGAGGUGGGGAGGAAAUGGAAUGCAGCUGUAAUGUGGCCAUGAACAAAACACAGUUCUGGGCUCAAGAGAUUAUCUCUUUGUAUGAUUCUGUCUAUGCUGAAUUCAUAGAUGAGAUAAGGAAAGGACUAAGCAUCAUGGAGAACAGAUAUUUUUUCUGAU
Oldenlandia corymbosa var. corymbosa is the source of this 3326-nucleotide messenger RNA. NCBI's taxonomy places the organism in Eukaryota, Viridiplantae, Streptophyta, Magnoliopsida, Gentianales, Rubiaceae. The record is from the annotation of a GenBank genome assembly.